Molecule: messenger RNA, 1389 nt
Organism: Morchella importuna
Lineage: Eukaryota; Fungi; Ascomycota; Pezizomycetes; Pezizales; Morchellaceae
Exons: 2
Coding region: 1-1389 (462 amino acids)
Cellular component (GO): cytosol
Molecular function (GO): argininosuccinate lyase activity
Source: RefSeq, a predicted model, not a curated record
AUGGCGUCUACAAAACUCUGGGGUGGCCGUUUUACCGGCAAGGUCGACCCCCUCAUGACCGUCUACAACGAAUCCAUCCACUACGACAAGCGCAUGCACACCGCCGACACCCUCGGCUCCACCGCCUACGCCAAAGCCCUGCACCACCGCGGCAUCAUCAACGCGCACGAGUGCGCCGAAAUCAUCCGCGGUCUCGCACUCGUCGAGCAAGAAUGGCUCUCCGGGACGUUCGUGAUCGCGUCCGACGGCACGGACGAGGACAUCCACACGGCCAACGAGCGCCGCCUCGGCGAGCUCAUUGGGCGCGAGAUCGCCGGCAAGCUGCACACGGGGCGCAGCAGGAACGACCAGGUAGCCACCGACAUGCGCAUCUGGCUGCGCGCGGCGCUCGACGAGAUUGAGGGCGCGCUGGUCGAGCUUGUGAAGGCGCAUGUGGGCCGCGCCGAGAUGGAGAUGGAUGUGUUGAUGCCCGGGUAUACGCAUCUGCAGCGGGCGCAGCCCAUCCGGUGGAGUCACUGGGUGAUGGGCCAGGCGAGCUACUUUGCCAGCGACCUGGAGAGGCUCAGGCAGGUGCGGAAGCGGGUCAACCAGUGUCCGCUUGGGUGCGGCGCGCUGGCGGGUAACCCGUUUGAGGUUGACCGCGAGUUUCUGGCGAAGGAGCUUGGGUUCGAGGGCGUGAUUGGGAACAGCAUGGUUGGUGUUGCGGACCGCGACUUUGUGGUUGAGACCAUGAUGUGGGGCGGGCUGCUCAUGGGGCACAUCAGCAGGUGGGCCGAGGACCUCAUCAUCUACUCGACGCAGGAGUUUGGCUUCGUCAAGCUCGCCGACGCGUACUCGACCGGCAGCUCGCUGAUGCCGCAGAAGAAGAACCCCGACUCGCUCGAGCUGCUGCGCGGAAAGAGCGGCCGUGUGUUUGGGCAGAUGGCCGGCUUCAUGUACACGCUCAAGGGGCUGCCCAGCACAUACAACAAGGACCUCCAGGAGGACAAGGAGCCACUGUUUGACUGCACCCGCACGCUGCUCGACUCCAUCCAGAUCGCCACGGGCGUGCUCUCGACCCUCGCCAUCAACCCGGAGAAGAUGCGUGGUGCCCUCACCAUGGACAUGCUCGCCACCGAUCUGGCCGACUACCUCGUCCGCAAGGGUGUCCCCUUCCGCGAGACCCACCAUGUCUCUGGUGCGGCUGUCAGGAUGGCGGAGGAUCUUCACCUGAACGGUAUUGACGAGCUGGGCCUUGAGAGGCUCAAGGGCCUCAGGGGCGAGUUCGAGGAGGAUGUCGCCAUGGUGUUUGAUUUCGAGACGAGCGUGGAGAGGAGGGCGGCCAUUGGCGGUACGGCGAGGAAGUGUGUGUUGGCGCAGAUUGAGGAGGUGAAGAAGGUCAUUGGGUAG